Molecule: messenger RNA, 2217 nt
Organism: Biomphalaria glabrata
Lineage: Eukaryota; Metazoa; Mollusca; Gastropoda; Planorbidae
Product: cytochrome P450 10-like
Exons: 11
Coding region: 306-1988 (560 amino acids)
Molecular function (GO): iron ion binding; heme binding; monooxygenase activity
Source: RefSeq, a predicted model, not a curated record
UCGACGCUGCUCAUGGCUUAGGGCGUUUAGUACCAUAGAGGUCGCUUGCCAACUGCAAGCUAAAUUAGGUGUUAGGGAAAUCAUUAUUAAAGUUUUAAUUAAAAAUCUUUCUUGAAGAAAACAUUUAAGCAAAAUUAGAUAGAGAAAAAGUGUUUAAAUUGUAUAAUAAAAUAAUAAAUCAUAAGUUACUCAAAACUCGAAUUUAAAGCCUAUUGAAGCCCAUAAAAGUACAUAAAGUUUACACUAAAGAACGAGAAAUAUUAAAAAAAAACACUCAAAAACUAAACAUAAUUAAAGAGAUCAAGAUGACGUCAGUUAACCAAGCCGUGCAACAAUCAAUCAAACAUUUCUUCAAAUCUAACUUUCUAAGUACCAAACGUGUGGUCUCAACGUCACCAAGGAAACACCAAGGCGCUCUAGCACUACAGAUGGACAUUGCCGAGAAUAAUAUUCAGAAAUGUCCUUUUCUUAAGCUUCCAACUGAAGAGAGAGAAACCCUGGACACUCCCAUGGACACUCCCAAGACACACCAAGUUUCUAAUGUCCAGCCUUUCGACAACAUCCCAGGCCCUAAAGGACUCCCGAUUGUUGGCACUCUAUUUGAUUACUUUAAGAAAAAUGGACCCAGAUUCAACAAAAUGUUUCAAGUACAACAACAACGGUCUGCAAAAUACGGGGAAAUUUAUUAUGAGAAAAUCGCCGACUUUGAAAGUGUCAUCGUGAGUAGCCCCGAAGAAUAUAACCGCUUGGUGAGGUCUGAGGGCAAGUAUCCCUGCAGGAGAGAAAUGGCCCCCAUGGCAUACUACAACAGAAAGAAAGGUUACGCCCUUGGAAUUGUCAAUUCACAGGGAAAAGACUGGUACAAUUUGAGGACAGUGGUCAGUAAAAAAAUGUUGAAGCUCUCAGAGGUCAGUAGGGUCAGUGAGAAUGUUGGGGAAGUAGCAGACGACUUUAUUCAACGUUUGAGUGCACUACGAGAUUCCACUGGACAAGUGCCGGAUUUGGAUAAAGAACUUUUCAAAUGGGCCAUGGAAUCAAUUGGAACAUUCCUAUUUGAGGAGAGAAUAGGUUGCCUAGGAAACCAGCCCACACAAAAUGCCCUGUCUUUCAUUGAGAAUCUGUCAGGUUUCUUUCAAAAUCUUCAAGUUCUGAUGUACAGCAUCCCUUUGUAUAAAAUCUGGCCUUCCAAAACAUGGAAGAAGUUUGAGAACUGUUCGGACAAGAUCAUGACCUUAGGAGACAUGUUUGUGGAGAAAAAAAUAGCAUCCAUGCAAGAUAACAAGGAUUCUAAAUCAGCUUUGAUCAGUCACCUAGUGAGUAACGGUACUCUGUCUCGAAAAGAGAUUACUGGCUUGAUGACAGAGUUACUAUCAGCUGCUGUUGAAACCACGUCUUCUGCGCUUACUUGGGCGCUGUACAGCCUGGCCAGGAACCCUCAAGUUCAAGCAGACCUCUUCGAUGAGAUAACCGAAGCCAAGUCAAAGAAUGGUGGCACUCUGAGUGCAGAGAAACUGGCCAAACUGCCUCUGGUCAAAGCAGUGUUGAAAGAAACUUUACGGCUGUAUCCCAUUUCGUACACGAGCAGUCGUUACAUUCAGGACGACAUUCAACUGUGUGGCUACACCAUUCCAGCUGGGACACAUGUUCAGGCCAACUUGUACGGAAUGUUCCAUAACCCUGAUUACUUUCCUGAGCCGGAGACAUUUUUACCGGAGAGAUGGCUGAAAGAAAACAAAAUGGACGCCACGAUCAAAUCAGCUUCCCAGCUUGUAUGGGGCCACGGGGCUCGCAUGUGUUUGGGUCGACGUUUGGCUGAGCAAGAACUACAUAUCACUAUAGCAAAGAUCAUUGAGAACUUCCAGCUAAAUUAUCAUGGCGACGAGGUACAGCCCAUCCUAAACACAACGAUGGUGCCGGAUAGACCAGUAAAUAUCCAGUUUUCAAGAAGACAGAUUAGUAAAGAUACAGUUUUCAACAACACAGAUUAGUAAAUAUCCAGUUUCCAAGAAGGCAGAUUAGUAAAAAUACUGUUUUCAACUAGACAGAUUAAUAAAGAUAUUGUUUUCGCCUAGAGGGACCAGUAACAAUCAAGUUUUUACGAAGGGAGAUCAAGAAACAUUCAGAUAGUUGUGAGAACAAAGAAAAAAAAUGUUUUAAAAAAAUGACAAAACUACAAGGAAUUAUAAUUCCAAAUAAUAAAAAAAGCAACAAAUAAUG